Molecule: messenger RNA, 1443 nt
Organism: Striga hermonthica
Lineage: Eukaryota; Viridiplantae; Streptophyta; Magnoliopsida; Lamiales; Orobanchaceae
Source: the annotation of a GenBank genome assembly
AUGGGUGUGUCCGUGAAGAAGUCUGCAAAUGGGACUAGCAGGGUGUCUCAGAAAGCUACAGAAAGUACGAGGAUGACUCAUUUGGAGCCUCAAGUUCAACUGCAGAUUCCCCCUGUAAAGGUCAAGCUGCAGCUAUUCCCGAUAAAUGAAGAAACCCGCAUGGGAUUGGAGAAGGAUGGUCACAACCCGUUUCUGGAACUCACUCUAAGUGCUCGGAAGAGGAUAUCAUCAGUGCUCAGACACCUGAAUACUAAAUGGGGCAAUUCAAGUGUAGCCAAAGGACAGCUGAUGGUUUUUCCUUACGGUACAAAAUUGGAACAAGUAGCUUCAUGCAAAAGAUGGACUUCAAAUGAUUCUUCCACUACUGCUGGGGAGGUAUAUGCUGAUGUGGGAAGUCCUUCCAUUUUCCGUCUAAGGUAUGGCUGGUGCUCCAAUUUUCUGCACCCCAUGUUUCGCACGCCUCCUAAAACUUGUCUUCCUGAGGGUCAUAGAGUGGAAAAACAUGACGAAUAUAGAGAAGAUUUUGAAAAUCGGACCAAUGGGAAUGAUGCUUUGCAUACAGCUGUGACUGAGCAGAAAACUUUAGAUGUGCCUGCUGACUUUGUGGUACACCCAUCCAUCCCUUGGGAUGAUAAUUUGACCAACUUGAGUAUCGGAGGCCUCCUAUCCGAAAUAUCAAUGCAGGCUAAACUUAAUAAUUCGGAUCCCAAUUCGGUAACCAAGCCUGUGAUGCAGCCAGUAGGACUAAUAUCCGACAUCAGCAUAGGUGAUCUCCUUUCUGAAGCAUCUCUGUUGGGUAAGAUGUGCAAUCCUGGCACGAGACCAGAGAACGAGUCAUCCUUGCAGCCCAUAUUCCUGGCAGCCAGCGAUUUAAGCAUUGGGGGCUUAUUGUCCGAAGCUUCUCUACUUUCAAACAAGAAUAACUUGGAUGCACAGAAAAUUGAGGCACGCCAUGCACAAAUCGAGUCUCCGUGGUUUGAUGAGUUAACUGCCUUGAGCAUUGGAGGCCUGUUGUCCGAGGCGUCCUUGCAGGCCAAGGCAGGAGGUGGUGGCACUAUGUUAAAGGAUGCUAAAUCUAGCUUACUGCCAAAUACACUUUUAUCUGGCUCGUCUGAUUCUCUUAUUUUCUCCCAAUUAAAUGGGAAUUCGAAAUGGACAAAACCUUCAUCUUCUCCUGUGCCAAAUCAUCUGUCUAUCUUGGAUGCUGAAGAGACAUGCCAUGCUUUUCCCGUUCCGAAGCUUCAAAAAGGCAUAGAGAAAGACACUUCUAUUUCAAGAGUUGGCUCUAGUGGGUGUAGCAAGGAGACAAGCUCGAAUCAGAACAAUGAGACUGCUUUUCCCAAAAAUUUUUCUUCUCAAGUACUCAAGACGAGCCCUUCGCCUCAUUCUCCGGGUGCCUUUAAUGAGGACAGCAGCCUGCUACCAAUCAUUCAUCAAUCCUAG